AUUAGGAAAAUAUGGUAAAAUUUUAAAGUGCAGGUCAAAAUCCUGAACUCCUUUUCACCCUCUCCAAUCGCCAUUGUCGACAAGCCCCAUUGCUCUCCAUCCUCCGAGGCCGUGGUCAACUCCUUUCCAAUUUUCGUCGUCAACAAGACAUACUUCUAAUUCAAUCGCUUUUGCCGACGACUCAUAAAUUUUCUGGUCCGAGUGAAGUGGCAGGAUGGACAUCAUUUCACAGUUACAAGAACAAGUCAAUCAAAUUGCGGGUAUUGCCUUUAAUACCUUUGGUACACUGCAAAGGGAUGCUCCUCCUGUUCGACUCUCUCCAACCUACCCAGAACCACCAGCUACUAAUCCCCCAGAGGAUGCAGCAAAUUUUCUGGAGCAACCCAAGCUCAUGAGUGCUGCUCUUGUAAAAGCAGCUAAGCAGUUUGAUGCAUUGGUUGCAGCUCUUCCAUUAGCUGAGGGUGGUCAAGAAGCUCAAUUGAAAAGGAUUGCAGAACUCCAGUCUGAGAAUGAUGCUGUGGGUCAAGAAUUGCAGAGGCAACUGGAAGCUGCUGAGAAGGAACUGAAACAGGUGCAAGAGUUGUUCAGCCAGGCUGUGGAUAAUUGCUUGAAUUUAAAGAAACCAGAUUGAAUGAAGUGCAAUUGAUAAACUCCACCAUUCUAUCUACAUUAGUCAUGUAGGGUCUUUCCAGGUAUAAUUUAAUUGCAUCUAAUCCAAGUAUUACUUGUUUUGUUAAAGCACCUUAAUUUCGGAAUUAUGUUUAUAUAUUAGGAAAGUGUUAGUUUGAUUAUUGACAUGAUGCUAUUAUGUUAUCACAUGAGCAAGAGUCUCAAAUUUUCAUUCCUUGACCGGUAUGUAACUUUUGAAGUGAGAAUGAUAAUCACAAAAUGCUAGAUGUAUCAAUUUACCACAA
Molecule: messenger RNA, 914 nt
Organism: Mangifera indica (mango)
Lineage: Eukaryota; Viridiplantae; Streptophyta; Magnoliopsida; Sapindales; Anacardiaceae
Product: mediator of RNA polymerase II transcription subunit 21-like
Exons: 5
Coding region: 215-631 (138 amino acids)
Biological process (GO): regulation of transcription by RNA polymerase II
Cellular component (GO): mediator complex
Molecular function (GO): transcription coregulator activity
Source: RefSeq, a predicted model, not a curated record